AUGGUGAAGAUCGCAGUUGCAGGCGGCACCGGAAACGUCGCAACCAACCUGCUUAAAUCCACAAUCGCCUCCGGCAAGCACGACAUCACCAUCUUCACGCGAUCCGCCCCAACUAAACCGCAUGUUUCCCCCAAAGUCACCUACAAGCAAGUCGACUACACCGACCUCAAUGGCCUCACCACGGCUCUCCAGGGCUUCCAUACCCUCCUAUCCUUCUUCGUCGUCCACCUCGACACCGACAACGUCGCCCAGAAGAACCUAAUCCACGCCGCCAUCGCAGCAGGCGUCUCCCGCUUCGCACCCAGCGAAUGGGGCAUCGCAAACUACGCCGGCGUCCCCAGCUACGACAACAAAGACUACAUCCGGAAGUACCUCGAAGACCUAGACGCCAAGGGCGAACUGGGAUCGAUGCAGUACUGCCUCUUCCAACCCUCCAUCUUCAUGGACUACUUCGCGCACCCAUACCCGCUAGAACGCGACCUCUACACCUGGCCUUUCUUCCUCGACUUUGAGAACCGACGUGCCAUGGUUCUGGACGAUGGAAACCAACCCAUCGUCAUCACCGCCAUCCAAGACGACUGCGAGAUCCUCGCUCGCGCCCUCGACGACACGCGUCCAUGGCCGAAGAUCGGCGGUAUUAGGGGUUGCCGUACUUCCAUCAACGAACUCCUCGCUCUAGGCAAGAAGAUCAGAGGCGGAGACUGGCUCGUCGAGUAUGUCAAGAGCGAGGAUCUGGAGAAGGGGGAAUUGAAAGCGAGUUGGUUGCCGUUGAUCAGUCAUCCUACUGUUACGGAUGAGGUGAGGGAGGGUUUCAGCAAGCAGUUUGUUAUCAUGUUCUUUGAGGCGAUUAGGAGGGGGGCUUGGGAUGUUAGUGAUGAGUUUAAUCAGCGGUUCCCCGAGUACAAGUUUAUGAGCGCGGAGGAGUAUUUGAGUAGGGCUUGGGAGGGGCAGCCUUAG
Messenger RNA from Alternaria incomplexa, 957 nucleotides. RefSeq lists its product as uncharacterized. The transcript is spliced from 2 exons. The record is from RefSeq and is a predicted model, not a curated record. NCBI's taxonomy places the organism in Eukaryota, Fungi, Ascomycota, Dothideomycetes, Pleosporales, Pleosporaceae. The coding region runs from base 1 to 957 and encodes 318 amino acids.